Molecule: messenger RNA, 744 nt
Organism: Nomascus leucogenys (northern white-cheeked gibbon)
Lineage: Eukaryota; Metazoa; Chordata; Mammalia; Primates; Hylobatidae
Gene: TBC1D28
Product: TBC1 domain family member 28
Exons: 7
Source: RefSeq, a predicted model, not a curated record
AUGGAGAUGGAUGAGGACCCGGAUAUCCUGCCCACCCAGGGGCAGGGCAACAUCAUCAUUACUAAGUAUGAGCAGGGAUGCUGAGCUGGGGCAGCAGUGGACACAGAGCAUGAGCGUGUCAACAUCUGGAAAUUCACCAGUCGCCUCUGGGUUGUGUGGCCAGCCUCGAGCUCCCUCUUCUCCAAGGUCCUGCUGUCUCGAAGCAUGUACAAAGGCAUUCCCCUGGUGUGAGGCCGGGCGUGAUCACUCCUGCUAGACAUUGAAAAAGUCAAGUCCCAGAACCCAGGAAAUACAAGGUAAGGCCCUCCCACACUCGUCCUGAAGGAAAAGGGCAAGAGGUCCUCCAGAGUCAUCCACCGCAUCAAGGUAGAUGUCAGCCACACCCUGCAGAACCACAAGAUGUUUAGAGUAUUCCCGGGCAGCGAUAUUCCCGGGCCAUGUGCCCAUACUCACAGGCAUGGGUGCCUCUCGGGGGUGUCGGCACUUCUUGAAAAUUCAGUGUUUGUGACCCACCAGGACGUACAGGUGGGCUACCACAGGGACCUGAGCCACAUCACCGCCAUCCUCCUCCUGUAUCUGCUAGAGGAAGAUGCUUUCUGGGUGCUGGCUCAGCUGCUGGCCAGUGAGAGGCACUCCCUGUAGGGUAGGUGGACAGCUUAUUCUACAGCCCAAAUACUGCCCAGAUUCAGAGGCUCCUAUCGCACCAGGAGAAGGUGCUGCACAAGUCCUUCCUGAAGAUCGUGA